Messenger RNA from Limanda limanda (common dab), 2031 nucleotides. It is a transcript of the gene cdt1, whose product is annotated as chromatin licensing and DNA replication factor 1. Lineage: Eukaryota; Metazoa; Chordata; Actinopteri; Pleuronectiformes; Pleuronectidae. The coding region runs from base 1 to 2031 and encodes 676 amino acids. Gene Ontology annotation, biological process: regulation of DNA-templated DNA replication initiation; mitotic cell cycle; DNA replication checkpoint signaling. Gene Ontology annotation, cellular component: nucleus. Gene Ontology annotation, molecular function: DNA binding; DNA polymerase binding. The record is from RefSeq and is a predicted model, not a curated record. The transcript has 10 exons.
AUGUCUCAGGCCCGGGUCACGGACUUCUUCUCACAGAGAAAGAGCGGCACCGCUUGCCCGGUGAAAGCAGCCAAGCCGCGCAGCCGCGGCUCCUGUGCUCUCAACACCGGCGUAACCAGCAAACACAAGAGGUCUGUGAAAAACAAAGAAGCUGUACUCUGUUCGUCCUCUGUCCACGAAGAGUUUGUCCGACUUAUCGAGGAGGCAGCGGGGUCGAACGAUGAGGAGUCUGCCGGCUGCACCGCCGCGACGCGAACCCCCUCCAGUCCCCGGACACCGAAGCGGACCUCGGCCGACGCCGAGUUUGACCUCGGGGCUGCGGUGUUUUCUGCAACCGCCGAUCAUAGCACGGCCAAGAAGAAACGACAAGAGGAGUCCGCCCGAGAGUUUGCAGCCCCGGAGAAAACCAAGAGGAGGACGGCCAGGAAGAAGCUGGUUCUGCCUCCGGACUCACCACAGACGGCAGCUCAGCCCCCGACCAGUGAGGUGACCCCACCGCCCUCGUCUCUAGCAGCCCCUGUGUCGGGACACAGUGCUGAGAACCACACAGUCAGCAGUGGGACAACUGGGGAACAGACCAGCAAGGCUCUGUGUAAAGAAGACAUUGCUGCCCUCAAGUCUCGCAUUCAGAAGAUCAAGAAACAUGCAGAGAAAAUAACCAGAACGGCUUCAGUUUCCUCUUCCUCUGGUCAGGAGCCCAGCUGUACGCAACCUACUGACCCCAAAACCUCCACGCCACCAAUCUCUGAUGCAAAGGCUAUCAAGCUCAAUGUAACACGAGUCAAACAGCUUGCAGCUAAAGCUAAGAGAAGAAAGGGGGAGAGAGAGGCAGAGGAGAGCAAGCAGAGGGAGACAGUUACCCAGGACAGAGCUGAGCAGCCAGCAUUCCAGCGGUACCACACCCUUGCCGAGGCAGCCCCCCCAGGCCUCACCCUGCCAUACCAAUACAAGGUGCUCGCUGAGAUGUUCAGGAGUAUGGACACCGUGGUUGCCAUGCUACACAACCGCUGUGAGACGGCAACCUUUGCCAAGGUCAAACAAGGAGUUCAGGAUAUGAUGCACAAGAGGUUUGAGGAGAGCCACGUUGGUCAGAUAAAGAUGGUGGUUCCUGAAUUCUACACAUUCAGACAAGAGAAGAACAUCCCAACCUUCAACAGCAGUAUUAAGAAGAGCAGCUACCAGCUCACUGUGGAGCCUGUCGUUCUCUCUGAUCAAAAUAAAGCGCGUCCUGUCCUGUCAGCCUCUUGUCUUCUGGAGAGAAGACGCACUUUCCACUGGAAUCUGGUGGACAUUGUCAAACAGCACCACAAGGAGUUCCUGUCUUCGAUGGUACCUCCAGUGUCCGUCCCAGAAGACAAACUGACCCGGUGGCACCCCCGCUUUAAUGUGGACACUGUCCCAGCCAUCCAAACGAGCUCUCUGCCUCAGCCUCCUCAUACCGAGAAACUAGCCACAGCUCAGGAGGUGCUGGACAAGGCCCGCUCACUCAUCACACCCAAGAUGGAGAUGGCUCUGGUCUCUCUCUCUCUAAAGACCGAAGAUAAAGCUGCAGAGAGUAAAGAGCCUGCUCCUUCACAAAACCCAGGAGCCCCCCAGACUCAAGCUCCAUCUGCAGCUCAGGUCCCAACUGCCCUGAAAGGAGUGUCUCAGUCCCUGCUGGACAGGAUUCGAGCAAAGGAGUCCCAGAAACUCCAAGCGACCAUGACCCGAAACCCUUCUCAGGAGGAGCGUCUGGUGAUGAUUUCACGGCUAAGGGAGCUGGCAAGGAUUCUGCGGACGGUUUUCGUUGCAGAGAAGAAACCAGCUUUAAUAAUGGAAGUGGCCUGUAACAGGAUGGUGGCCAGCUACAGGUCAGCUCUCAGCACAGGUGAAAUGGAGAAGCAUAUUCGUCUGCUGGCAGAAGUUGCUGCUGAUUGGCUGACUAUCCAUCCAAUCAGGAAGGACUUCUACCUGAAGUUAAACAAGAACAUGGAGAUCAGCGUGGUUCUGGACCAACUGAGCAGGAGACUGCGUGAGGAGGAGAGACUCUGA